CUUCAUCGAACGAGCACACCUGGGGGCAGCGCACCUUCCCGCAUGAACAUCGCACAGGAACUCUUCAGACUCAAAAAGAAGAAAGCAUGCUGGGCCUUGCUAUCGGACAGGCGACGGCAGAUGGUGCCCCGCCAUGAACAAACACUCUAUCACUGGGUGAACCGGAGGGAUGUCGGGGCGGUCUUUGCUACCAAUUGCCACAUUUUUGUGACCGUCUUAGGGGAUGACGAGGAACCACCUCCCUGCCUCGCGUGUUUAGGACUGUACAGUGUCCAUGCAUACCAAGUUCGGCUGAAUCGACCUAUGCCGGACGAAGAAAAAAUGAAGUUUGUCCCGAUGAUCAUUUAUCGCUGCCAAGACCUAGGGGAGCUGUACCUCAAAUAUAAGGGCCUUCGUCAACUAGUCGAGACGGAUGAUGGUCGCUCGCCAUCGCUCAGAUUCAGUCAGGGUGUCGUAGCCGGGCACUAUCGUGACUAUGACGUACUCCUUGGAUGUGUAGAGGCCAUAGUCACGAAAGUGACCCGU
Fomitopsis serialis is the source of this 525-nucleotide messenger RNA. RefSeq lists its product as uncharacterized. The annotation marks the transcript as partial. NCBI's taxonomy places the organism in Eukaryota, Fungi, Basidiomycota, Agaricomycetes, Polyporales, Fomitopsidaceae. The record is from RefSeq and is a predicted model, not a curated record. The transcript has 2 exons.